Molecule: messenger RNA, 4026 nt
Organism: Malassezia vespertilionis
Lineage: Eukaryota; Fungi; Basidiomycota; Malasseziomycetes; Malasseziales; Malasseziaceae
Exons: 3
Coding region: 1-4026 (1341 amino acids)
Source: RefSeq, a predicted model, not a curated record
AUGGUGCUAAAGGCAUUCAAGAUCCCAUUCGUAUUUCAUGACCUUGCGUCGGACGAGGACGCCAAACGCCGCUGGCGGCGCAAGGCGCUCGAUGCACAGCUCCCUGGACUUCUUGUGCACAACGAAUGGCGUGGCACCUUUGAAGAAUUUGACAAUGCUGUUGAGCACGGGGAGUUGGUCCCGUUUCUGAAAAUGCGGCCCGAAGCGACCUCGGCGAAAGCCGCCGCUGCCGCGGCGCUACCAGCGUCGGCUCCGCACGAAGGCGGUGCAAAGCUUCCGCCUGCACCGACUUUGUUGGCAACGCCUGCUGGACCGGGCCAACGUACGCUUGCGGACGAAGAGGAUAUGCUUGCAUCGAUAUUACCGCAGGGGACGAAAUUGAGCGACAACGAUGUAGACACAUUGCUUCGAGAUCUUAGCAAGCCUUUGGAUCGCGCGCCGCGCAAAGACUCUUUGCCGACAGUGCCCGCAGCGGAGCCCAAGGUACAACCCGCACGCCAGGCUACGACGCAUCCCCACUACGAUCCGCAGGCGUACAGCUCGCGCAAUCUUGCAGCGGAAGCUGCGCGCACGAUUGGAGCAGAACCGGGAUCCAAGACGACUGCUCCGAGGAUGACGCUCAAAAGUAUGCCAUUGAAGCAGAUAUUGGAAGAGCGCCGAGCGCGGCAGGCCAAGACAGAGUCCACACGCAAGAACGACGAACUGUUCCGCAGCUUGGGGCUAGAGGAUGUACAUAUUUCCGAUGAUCAGGCAGAUGCGCUACUGGAGCGCGGGACAGUGCCCGUAUUAUCAAGCCAUGCUGCGUCGAAGCGUGUGGAUGCGAAAGAGCCAGUGGAACCGGUAGUACACAACGACAUGGCGAUAGACAAGGCGACUGCGGAGCAUGGCCAGAUGGAUACAAGCGAUCUAUCGGUUGCAGAAGCUAUCCCAAUAAAGAUGGACGCAGUGGAUGCUGCAAGCGUGGCAAGAGAGGGUGCCAAGGAAUUGGGUGACGCAGUGGUUAUGCCCAAAGAUGAUGGUGCGGGUAUUUUUGAAAAGGUGCAAACUGCGCCGACCGAUGCUGUACCGACGCCAAACAUACCGCUCUCAAAGCAUUUGGCAACGCGCAAUGAAAAGGCGUUGCCAGAUGCGCCCGCCGCCAUCUUGACAAUGCCCAACGUAAGGAGAACCUCUGGUGCAGCAAAGACAAUCUUGACAUUGACCAAGAAAAAGGCAUUUCUAGCUGCGCCACCACCUAUUUCUGCACUGUCCAAGGAGGAUGCUGCAUUGGACGUGGAAAAGAACAAACAGCAAAGCUCUUCUACGCCUACGCCUGGGACCAUUGCUCGUGGCGGCAACGUGGAUGACAGUGCUAUGGCGCAUCCCUCCGACGUUGGCAACAUGGACGAUAAGCAAGUGCCACAACCUGCCUUGCCAGAGGCACCGGGCAUGCCAAAGGAUUUCGGCUUGGAGGAUGAUCGCUCAAGUAGUACGACCAGCCAGCCCGGUGCUUGCCUUGCAUUGAACGAGCUGCACAAUUCAAACCGCGACGCAGCCGUGCCAAACGUAUCGCAAAGUAUGGCCAAGGAGACUGCUUGCGACAGGGCAGUAUCACGCCUAGCGCCGCUUUUGGAACAAGAGAGAGUAGCGGCUCCCAUGGCCCUUGGGAGCCGCGGAAGCACUCAGCAAAGCAAUGAUCUAGCGACGCCUACGUCCAACACACCAGAAGAGCAUUUGCACAAGAGCGCAGUUGCCCUUGCAAAAGAUGCACUGCAAGAAGCAGUCAAGAGUGCGUCGGACCAAUCAAGUGCAGAAAAGGGCGCAGGGGAAAACGAGAAGGCGGCUAAGAGCAGUGUGGCCGUUGCAUCCCGGCCGGCUACAACGAGCGAUGCAAGCGAGACCUUGACUCUCUCCAGUGUAUCGCAAAAAUUCGCACCAACCUCGAGCGCUAGCGGCAUCGAUGCAGCGAUGGGCACAAGCCAGCCUGUUGAAAAUGCAGAAACGAUGGAAGGCGUGUUUGACCAUGCCGAUACGUACGCUGUCCAGGACGCGCAAGCAGCGGUGCCAUCGCCAAACGUACCCGCACAGGCUUUUUGCGCACGAGACACGCCUGUGCUGGACACUGCCAUGCACUCGAGCGAGCCCUCCGCUCACGCGUCGAAAUCAUCUGCAGACAGCAACAGCUUGCCUGCUCAACGCACAGCAACGCAGCCAUGUAAUGCACCCGAACUCGCAAAGAACGUCGCGCCUGUACAUAACGACAGCCCAUGCAUUACAGACGGCGCUGCAGUGGCCGAGAAAGAUGGCAUCGCGCAAACGAAUGCGAGACUGCUACAACAGGCGCGCGCUGCAGCGUUUACCGAGCAGCCUACACAGACAUUCGACAACGUACAAAGCGUUGGUUUUGCACAGCAAGACGUAGUGCCAAGCACCGCCAUUGUUCCCAACGAGCCGAGCAAAUUGCCGGCAAACGCCGAGCCUGUGACGGGCAGUGGCAAGUCGGAAACUGCGCGUGGAGAAGGAGAAUCUGUACCUGCUCAUGCGUCCACGGCGCCAGCGUCCGACGCUGCAAGCGACGCCAAAGCCGCGAAGGCUAAAGCAGAAGCAGCCGUCAUUGCCGCACUUGCAAAGCACGCGUCUGGUACCAAGGAGGCGCAGAAAAGUGCAAAGGCGAGCUCGCCAAGCGUCGAGCCACGACCUGACACGUCCGCCAGAGCUACGACUACGGAAAAGGAUGUUUCUGUCAGCAUGGGCGAUGCAGAUGCAGAGCCCAGCUUGUCGCAUGACAAGCGUACGGCGGAGCAUUUGCAGCAAGAUACUGCGCAGAAUGCACACCGUACCACCCACAUCACCACUCCCGCACUUCUCGCAAAUAGGCUUGUCUCGUCCAGCCCAGGACGACCGAGCGCGUCGUCCAAUGCGAGUACACCGUUCAUGCCUACACGCUCGGCAGCAUCGCCCAUUAUCCACACCCAAUCCUCUGCACGACAGAAAUCCACAUAUUCUGUGGGCACCGGACCACUCGCCGGGCACGGCGAAGAGUCGAGCGAGGACGAAGCGCCAGAAGACAGCGUGCCGGACCUGUGGGUCUUCAAGACCAAGACCAACGCGAAGCGCACCUCGUUCGGCAACGUAUCACAAUGGGAAUCGGACCACCCCAGCGAGACGUCGGGGUCCGUCGACGAGCAAAAGAUGGAUGCUCACGAUACAGGGGCGCUGCAGAAAGAUGACUCUGCGCCAGCGAAUGCUCCGCACAGAGCCACAACGCCGACGCCACCAGACACAGCGUCCAUGCUGCCAAAGAGUCCGGCGUCACAGCGGCAUGACAGCCAGACAAUGCCCAAGAGCUUGCGCAACUCCAAGCCGCGCACGCCGCAGCGAUCCGAUGUCUUUCGCACGGUCCCUGCGUCCCUUUUGGAUGAAAUGGAAGUGCUUUCUUUGAGCCACGAUGCGCGCCUGACGCCAGAGCGUGUGCCUGUGACGCCAGAGCGUGUGCAGCAGCAGCGCAGCAAGGAGGCGCACGGCGCAAACGACGACUGGCUGGUUGGUAAUGCAGAGAAGCACGCCGUCGUUCUUGAGAAUGUGUUCCCCCAAGCCAUUCCGCACAUGCAGAAAAGUCCGCGCCCGGCACUCCACCAAGUGUUACACACGCCUUUCUCUACCAAUGCACUGCACGACGGGCUGGAGACGAGCGGGGUGGCGCUGGAUGCUGGGCAUGAGUCUCAAGCGAUUCCGGUGCAGAGCGCCAAAGGCAGUCUAGACACACACCGCGCCGAGGACGAUGGCGCAAGCGCUGUUUGUACGCCGCCAAAGCUGCAGUCGCGGCCGCGGAAACCAUCCGGACCGCGCUUGGCCACGCCGGAAUCGAAUACGGCGGCGCAAUCGGCAGAGACGACGGAAGCGCCGAGCCCGCUGAAGGGCGGUGCCGAGAGCGAGACGGUGUCGGGGAUGAAACUAGAUCAGGCGCCGGCCAAACGCACCCAUAAGAAGUCACUGAGCCAAGUCAUGCAAGAAGCCGAUGCAUUCUUGCAAGAGUGGUCUACAUAG